CACAGAAUUAAGGGAACACACACAAGAUUUCACGCGUGGAAGUUUACAGAGUUUACUCAAAUUAUUUACGUUGACGCCGAUUACAUAUUGAUGACCAAUAUUGAUGAACUUUUUCAAAUCACAGAACAUUUUGCCGCCGUCCCUUGCUCCAGACCUGGUGUUGUGGACCUUUGUUUCAAUGCAGGCCUUCUGGUGAUCAAGCCAGAUUUGAAAACCUACCAAAGAAUCAUGAAACUGUGGCGGGAAACAACAGAAAAAGACACCUGUCCAAAUGAUCAGGUCUUGCUCAAUAAUUUUUAUUCACCUGGUGGCUGGAAAGCAAUUCCCUACGCUUACAAUAUUAGGCGAUUCGUCUUUAGGCCUUUGAAGUCAUUCCAC
This is a messenger RNA of Porites lobata, 378 nucleotides long. The record is from the annotation of a GenBank genome assembly. NCBI's taxonomy places the organism in Eukaryota, Metazoa, Cnidaria, Anthozoa, Scleractinia, Poritidae.